Messenger RNA from Arachis duranensis, 1044 nucleotides. RefSeq lists its product as uncharacterized. The coding region runs from base 54 to 983 and encodes 309 amino acids. The transcript is spliced from 4 exons. The record is from RefSeq and is a predicted model, not a curated record. NCBI's taxonomy places the organism in Eukaryota, Viridiplantae, Streptophyta, Magnoliopsida, Fabales, Fabaceae.
UCUAAAUUCCGAAGCUAACCACCUUCUUGCUUUUUCAUUUCACCGUCUUCAUCAUGGGCGGCGGAGCAGCAAUAAGGUCAGCGGCCAAGGUUGCCGGCGGAUUCAAUGGGUUGUCGUCCCAGGUGGCGGAGCAUUCACUGCGCAACGCGGCACGACAUGUGCCGGAGGCGCUGUCGUCACCACCACCGCUCCUAGCAAUGGCUGGGGACGUGGCGCCAGUUUACUCGUCGGCGCCAUGGGAUCUUGAUGAUUGGGUAGUGGCCAAUGUUGACAACACUCAGCCGAAUGUGGAGAGAGUUGUGUUCGGUACUGUUCCGAGCUUCGAAGAGGCAAAAGCCGCCGCGUCGGAGCUGAAAAGUGCCGUUGAGAAGAUAUACCUGUGUGGGAGUUGUUCUAAAUCGGAGUGUUCUUCUCAUUCUGGAAGCCAGGCUUCAUGGGCGUCUCCUCACAUCAAUGAUAAUCAUUCUUAUAUCAACCAUGACACUACUAUUUCAUUCCCUUCUGUCCCAAUCAAUGCUUUUCAUCAGGCAUUUCAUUUGCUUAGCUCAAAUCCCGAGGCACAUAAUGUUGUAGCUUCUAUUGCUUCUGACUCCAACGUGUGGAAUGCUGUCAUGCAAAAUCCAGCGCUCAAGGAUUUUUUCAAAUCAUCACUCUAUGAAGCAGCUGGUGUUGAAGAGGGUUUAACCAAUGAGGAAAUAGAAAAGUUACCUGAUUCUGACUUAGGGAAUGCCCUUGUUGAUUAUAUGAGCACCAUGUUGAACAAGGCUUCUAUCACAGUAGCUGAGAUGGUAACCAGCAUGUCGAGUUAUGUCAAGAACAUUUUUAGGCCAAUAUCUGAUGAGAAAUCCUGUGAUCAUGCUUUUGGAAUUACCACCACUACAGCAAAAGAAAAUAAUUUCAUGAACCCUACUAUGGCCAUGGGAGGAACUUUUAUGGGAUUGGCAAUGCUGGUCAUGAUAGUUGUGUUACUCAAGCGAGCUUAAUUAAAUCUUUUUUUCUUGACUCAGUGAAAAUGGACUGAGUUUUGGAUGAAGUUUAUUUGUA